Messenger RNA from Monosiga brevicollis MX1, 1523 nucleotides. RefSeq lists its product as uncharacterized. The coding region runs from base 33 to 1523 and encodes 496 amino acids. NCBI's taxonomy places the organism in Eukaryota, Choanoflagellata, Craspedida, Salpingoecidae. Gene Ontology annotation, molecular function: protein binding. The record is from RefSeq and is a predicted model, not a curated record. The transcript has 5 exons.
CUCGGCCGUCCUACAGAACGUGAGACAGCAGCAUGAGAUUUGGCCAAACAGCCCACCCUUGGGGGCUGCUAAGCUUUUUGCUUGUCAUGUCCAUCACCUCCGUCAUCGCAGAGAAUGCCACACCCUUGCUAACGGUGGCUGGAGGCCAGAUGCAGGUCACGACCACCACCGGCUUUGUUGUGGAUGGCUGGGACAUUGUUGCCACCCUGUCCCACAUGCUUGCCGAAGCUGCCGCGCUCAACGCAUCCACAGCUGCUCAACAGCUCGCCGCAGCCAGCCGCCUUGAACGCCUGGAAACGCGCGUCGACGCCCAGGCCGCUGAUAUCAUCUCCCUGCGCAUGCUCGCUACCAGCCUCCAAACCAACCUGACUGCCACUGCCGAGCGCGAGACGCAGCUUGAGGCCAAGGUCCAUGACCUCACGGCGCAGCUGGCAGCUGCAAUCAAUCAUCAAACCUUACUGCAAGAACACAUCGCCAACCUCACCAACGGCACAGAACAACGGCUGGACACCCUCGCGCAGGAAGUGGAUGCCGCAACCGAUACUGCCACCGGCGCACAAUACAACAUCUCGUUCCUACAGGAAACCAUCAAGACCUUCAAUGGCGAGCUGGAGCGCAUUGAUGAAGCCUUGGAGCAGGUCGGGGCUGACACGAGGGUCGAAGAAGUUUUCAUUGACGCAGGCAGUGGCUAUGCUCAACUCUACGACAAUGACGCCUGGCAUACGCUACAGUUGAGUGUGAAACUGCCCUCGGUUCCCGCCGUCACGGUCUGGCGCAACCGCUUGGUGUCUGCGGGAGGGGGAGGGUCGAGCGCUGUCUUUGCCAUCUCCGCGACAGGCGCUGCGUCCCGCCUCCCAGAUCUACCCAGAGUUGUGGCCAGCGCCGCUGCCGCCACCUUUCGAGACAAGAUCUUCGUUGUGGGAGGUGUCCCUGACAACGACAACGGCCAAAACCGACUGCGCAGCGUCUACAUGUUUGAUGGCAUCUCGUGGAGAACUGGGCCAUCCCUCAACGGCGCUGGUCGUGCGGGUAUCUCGUGCGCUCCUUUUCAAGAUGAGCUCGUGUGCGUGGGUGGCUACUACUACAUCAAUAGCAGAGUUCGCUGGAGCUCAGUGACCACAGUUGAGAUUUACGAUGGCUCAGCCUGGAGAUAUGGGCCAAGCUUGCCACGGCCAACGUCCCAAGUGGGACUUGUGGCCUACCAGGAGUCCCUUUACAUCUUUGGUGGCCUGGAUCACGAGAACGUCUAUUCCUACUACAACUCGAUUUUGAGAUUAGAUGACUUGAACAAAGGAUGGACGCAGCUCGCACUCACGCUGUCCACUCCGCGCGCCGUCAACUCGGCAACCAUCUUUCGUGGUGAAGUGUUAUUGGUGGGCGGCUUCAACGGUCCCUCAGAUCACACUGGACUUUUGAAGAUUGUGGAGAGCUUCAAUGGCACGGCCCUCACGCGCCGCCCCAAUCUCAUGCACGCCACCUUCCUAAGCGAAGGCGGUGUUCUCAAGACGAAAGCCUUUGCUUGA